CGUAUUUCGCGCAUGCGCGAAGACAGCAUUUCCGGGUACGCCAUGUAACAAAAAUAGACUGGUGUUGUACUCCCUCGUCGGUGAAAUAUACAAAACCAAUGAUUCCCAUAUGUCCAGUUGUUUCCUUCACCUACGUGCCCAGCCGGCUUGGUGAAGAUGCCAAAAUGGCUACCGGCAACUACUUUGGAUUUACCCAUAGCGCUGCCGCCCAGUACAGCCAGCAGCCAGCUGCAGGGGUAGCAUACACACAUCCCACUACAGUGGCAAGUUACACUGUUCAUCAAGCACCUGUGGCGGCACACACUGUGGCAGCAGCCUAUGCACCCACUGCAGCUACAGUUGCUGUAGCAAGGCCUGCACCUGUAGCUGUAGCUGCUGCUACUGCUGCAGCUUAUGGGGGAUACCAGCCAACCCACGCUACUACUGAUUAUGGUUAUCCUCAGCGGCAGCCUGAAGUCCCUCCUCCACCACCACCUGUCACAUCACAGAACUACCAGGACUCUUACACCUAUGUCCGGUCCACAGCUCAAGCUGUAGCUUAUGACAGUAAGCAAUAUUACCAACAACCCACUGCUACAGCAGCUGUUGCUGCUGCACAGCCACAACCCAGCGUGGCAGAUUCUUACUACCAAACAGCCCCCAAACCAGGAUAUAGCCAGGGGGUAACAUCAUACACCCAAAGCCAACAGACUCGACAGGUGACUGUGAUAAAGCCAGCAGCUCCCAGUCCAGCCUCAUCCACUUUUUCUAUCUACCCUGUGACAUCCACUGUCCAGCCUGUGGCAGCUGCAGCUUCAGUAGUCCCUUCUUACUCCCAAAGCCCAACAUACAGUACAAAUGCUGUCACCUACUCUGGAACGUCAUACUCUGGCUAUGAAGCAGCAGUUUACUCAGCAGCCUCAAGUUACUACCAGCAGCAGCAGCAGAAGCAAGCAGUGGCAGCUGUAGCAGCAACGGCAGCUUGGACAGGAAAUACUUUCACAAAGAAACCCCCCUUUCAGAGUAAGCAGCUCCGACCCAAGCAACCGCCCAAACCCCCUCAGAUCCACUAUUGUGAUGUCUGUAAGAUCAGCUGUGCUGGCCCCCAGACUUACAAGGAACAUCUGGAAGGCCAAAAGCACAAGAAGAAGGAAGCAGCGUUGAAGGUUUCCCAGAGCAGCAACAGCAGCAAUAGUGGUGGAGGUGUAUUGGCCCGCAAUGCUCAGAACCAGCUCCGCUGUGAACUGUGUGACGUUUCAUGCACUGGUGCCGAUGCCUAUGCUGCCCAUAUCCGUGGAGCCAAACACCAAAAGGUUGUGAAGCUUCAUACCAAACUUGGUAAGCCCAUUCCUUCUACUGAGCCCAGCAUGGUCAGCCAGACGUCAUCCUCUACCACAGCUGCCCCAAACAAGACCACCACGGCAGCCCUGAGCAGUUCCAGCACCACCAGCUCUCUGUGCGUAACUGCGCCCUCCUCACUUGGCACAAGCUCCAGCACCCCCUACCUGAAAACUAUCAACGUAGUUGGCAGUGGUGUUGCAGGUGUCAAGAACCCAUUAGCCAACAGCCUAUCUGCUGUCAACGCUGCCUCCGUUGGAAAGAAAGUCAACACACCCAAAAUCAAUUUUGUUGGGGGAAAUAAGUUACAGACUACAUCUAAGAUGGAAGAGACCAGAGGAGAGACCAAAGUUGAAGCUUCUAAACCGGCAGCGUCCUCUACAGGUUCUCAGGACUCCAAGACCGAAGUUUUAGAUUCUCUGUCUACAUCAGCCCUGGCUGCAUUGCAGAGUGAUGUUCAGCCUGUUGGUCAUGACUAUGUUGAAGAAGUCCGAAAUGAUGAAGGCAAAGUCAUCCGCUUCCAUUGCAAGUUGUGUGAAUGCAGUUUCAACGACCCAAAUGCAAAGGAAAUGCAUCUUAAAGGUCGGAGGCAUCGCCUACAGUACAAGAAAAAGGUAAAUCCAGAUCUGCAGGUAGAAGUUAAACCCAGCAUUCGUGCCAGAAAAAUUCAGGAAGAGAAGAUGCGAAAGCAGAUGCAGAAAGAGGAUUAUUGGAGACGAAGAGAAGAGGAGGAACGCUGGAGAAUGGAAAUGAGGAGAUACGAAGAAGACAUGUACUGGAGACGGGUUGAGGAGGAGCAGCAUCACUGGGAGGAUAGACGUCGUGUGCCUGAUGGAGGGUAUCCACAAGGUCCUCCUGGUCCUCCUGGUCUACUUGGAGUCCGACCUGGCAUGCCUGGCCUGCAGCCUCAGGGUCAUGUGCCUCCACGUCGGCCUGAUUCUUCAGACGACCGCUAUGUAAUGACCAAACAUGCAGCCAUCUACCCCUCUGAGGAUGAGCUUCAGUCCAUACAGAAAAUUGUGUCAAUCACAGAACGUGCCCUCAAACUGGUCUCUGACAUAAUUACAGACCAGGACAAGACCACCGAAGAGGAUCAAGAGAAAAAAGACCCAUCUAAAGAUAGAGCCCUGAAAGGAGUGAUGAGGGUUGGAGUUCUGGCCAAAGGCUUACUUCUUCGCGGGGACAAGAAUGUGAACCUGGUGCUGCUCUGCUCUGACAAACCCACAAAAGGCCUCCUCACCAGCAUUUUGGAACACCUUCCCAAACAGCUAACAAUUUUAACACCAGAAAAAUAUGAGGUCAAAGGAUGUGUCCAGGAAGCAGCCAUUAUUCUGACAUCCUGUACCGAACCAAAGAUGCAAGUGACAAUCACACUGACUUCACCUGUCAUCAGAGACGAAAAUGGCCGGGAUGGAGAUGUAACCUCGGGUAUGGUGAAAGACCCAGCGGACGUCUUGGACAGGCAAAAAUGCCUUGACGCUCUGGCUGCUCUGCGCCACGCUAAGUGGUUCCAGGCUAGAGCCAAUGGCCUUCAGUCCUGUGUGAUCAUCAUCCGAAUCCUGCGAGAUCUCUGUCAGCGAGUUCCUACAUGGUCUCCCUUCCCUGGAUGGGCCAUGGAACUACUAGUUGAGAAGGCAAUCAGUUGUGCUUCUGCUCCACUCAGUCCAGGUGAUGCACUGAGACGUGUCUUUGAAUGUAUUUCUUCGGGGAUUUUACUUCCUGGUGGCCCAGGAUUGUUAGAUCCUUGUGAAAAGAAGUCUGUUGAUACCCUUGCACCUAUGGGAGAACAACAAAGAGAGGAUAUUACCUCAAGUGCCCAAUUUGCUCUGAGACUGCUGGCUUUCCGUCAGAUCCAUAAGGUUUUGGGUAUGGAUCCUCUGCCACAGAUAAACCCUCGCUUCAACAUCCGCAACAGUCGCAAACGUCGCCGUGACAACAGUGAUGGGACAGACAGCUUUGAGGGUGAAGGCAAAAAAGACAAGAAAGAUUUUGACGGUUUCUGAGCGUCUUCAAUAUUAAUUUAAAGUCUCUUUACAAAAAUGUACUAGAAUGUUGUAUUCCUGUUCCCUGUGUACCGGCAAAUUUUUAUUUUUAAGCUACAAAUGUAUCAGUGUAAUUAUAACCUCUCUUUGGUAUUACACAAAGGAACAUCUGUGUGUGCAUUGUUUCAGUUGUAGAUAUGUUGGGGCUUAGACCUUUACAUUCACGUGCUCCUUUAAUUGAAGUGUUGUUGGCAUUGGUUUAAGCUUCUGUAACUCCAUUCCUCUGAUCAUUGUUUCUGUUGGAACUGAAGUUGAGGGGGUGGAUGAAGAUCAGAAGCCAGACCAUGAUAAAUUUUGAUCUCUUCAUUCUGUGUAGUUGCAUUCAGAAAUGGGCUAUUGUUGUUACAUUUGUGAAGCAGAAAUUUAGCCAACUGUAAUUUCACUUUAUUUUGAGCAUAACUUACUGUGCUUGAGCAAGUGACGUUUGAUGACGUGGUCUGGUUAUGUUUUGUGCUAAGCUACACUUAAAAGACCAAUGGGGCAUUGUACACAUUCAGAAGAAUUUUAGCUGUUGCUACAUGUUUGUUAGUGUUGAAGUUAUUAGCCCUAAAAUGUUUGUUUUUAUUUUUUUUUUGUUUUUUUUUUGCAUAUACAUAUAAGUAAACAGAAGUUAUAUAAUUAGAAAUUGAUAAAACAAAGGAAAAAGUGGUUUUGUUCACAUUGCUUACUAUUUAAGUUUUUACCUGCCUUGUCUGGUUUAUAAGGACCUUUAUUUGCUUGCUUGCCUGCUUCUAACUUGGUUAUGUCCUAAGUUAUGUUCAGUAGUGGAAAUAGGAAUGCAAAUUAUGGAGGGGUAGUAAUGUUGUAGGUUCUGUUGUGAAUGCUUCCAAUGCUCUACAUUCUUUCUGCUUUACAGAUCCAGUAGAAAAAUAAAUAUGUUUCCAGUUAGAAGAA
This is a messenger RNA of Mugil cephalus (flathead mullet), 4253 nucleotides long. It is a transcript of the gene zfr, whose product is annotated as zinc finger RNA binding protein. Gene Ontology annotation, cellular component: precatalytic spliceosome. The transcript has 20 exons. Gene Ontology annotation, molecular function: double-stranded RNA binding; single-stranded RNA binding; zinc ion binding. The record is from RefSeq and is a predicted model, not a curated record. Lineage: Eukaryota; Metazoa; Chordata; Actinopteri; Mugiliformes; Mugilidae. The coding region runs from base 99 to 3320 and encodes 1073 amino acids.